Rosa rugosa (rugosa rose) is the source of this 5671-nucleotide messenger RNA. RefSeq lists its product as uncharacterized. Lineage: Eukaryota; Viridiplantae; Streptophyta; Magnoliopsida; Rosales; Rosaceae. The record is from RefSeq and is a predicted model, not a curated record. Bases 129 to 5420 code for a protein of 1763 amino acids. The transcript has 12 exons. Gene Ontology annotation, cellular component: nucleus; exosome (RNase complex). Gene Ontology annotation, molecular function: protein binding.
CGGACCCUAACUUUUCUGGAUCCCCUUGAUCGGUUCGCAAUUCACAUCUCACAGCAAUAAAGGUCUUCCCUCUCUCAGAGUCACCCAAACCUUGACCCCUUAUAUGCUCGCCGUAAUCGCCGCCUGAAAUGGAGCCCGACGGCGCAGCGCCGAUGCAAGUCGAGUCCGCGGCGGACAAAAGCCCUAACUCGGAGCUCCCUCCCAAAUCCAGAGAAGAAGGCGAGCUCUCUUCCGAUGAUAAUGACGAAAAUCCUGUUUUCUCGGUUGCACGUUCCACUGGUACUCCCGGGCCCAUGCUGGUUCCACCAGUGAACAAAUUCACCCAUGGGAAUCAAGCGGGGAAGGCUGUAUCUCCUGCAAGCUCUACUGAUAUUCAGUGCCAAACCUCCAAGCAACCUACUUCCCAGAAGAGCAAUGAUGCGAACAGAGUACCGUUAAAACCUGCUACACCUGGAUGGCGUCCUCCACGUGCCCACUCGGGGCCCAACAAUAAUCUUGUGAUAAGCUUCUCAGAUGAUGACAGUCAGAGUGAUUCUGAAGAAAAAGAGCGUGGGAAACUAAAAGCUUCACAAACUAAAAGUAAUAUGACUCGAGGGAAUGCUAAUGGAAAACCACCCAUUUCUUCACUUGCAAAACCAAACAAGUUGGGACAGCCUGCCAGAAAUGUGAACAAAGUUAUGCCCAAAAAGUUGUCUAUGAAUCGCACAUUUAUGACAUCAAUGGCAAAUAUCCGUGGAGUUAAUUCUAGAGAUUCUGUGCCUUCAUCAGUUGAGCAAGGAUCUCGAGCUGGAAAUUUCAAUUCCAUGAACAAAAAUAUAGUGAACAGAGAGCGUGGAUAUGAACUUCAAGACUUGCGACAGCAGAUUGCACUUAAGGAGACUGAACUGAAGCUCAAGGAAAGUGAACUGAAGCUUAAGUCUGCCCAGCGAACUAAGGAAUCAGUUACAUGCAAGGAUGAGAAUGCUAAGGGCCUGCACAGAGAUGGAGCUGGUAAGUACAGUACAGGAUAUUCUGAUGGUAUGCAGACAGAACCAAAAGAGCCAGAUAAAAAGCGUAUAAAAGUCAGCGGUGCUUUUUCAACUCAGCUAACUGCACUAAGCCCACAAGAAUUACCUGUUGCAAAACCUUUAUUACCAUCAAAAACCCCAGCAAUGGAGGACAAUACUCAAUUGAACACCGGUAAGAUUGAUUAUCUCCAAAAAGAAAAUCAAGUGCGUCCAACAGAGUCGAGCAUUGUAAAAUGGCAAGAUCCUAAUGAUAAACAUGUUGCUGGAAUGUUGGGAAAUAUACAUACUGGACUGAAAGAUGGUGCUGGCAUCAAUGCUAGAUAUAUCCAGUGUGAUGGGAGGGGUAAGCAGAUGGAUUCUGUUGUUACACCAAACCAGGGUAAAUCACUGGCAAAUAUGACGCGCAUUGAUUUUCCAAAUAACUUGAAUAGUGUGGAGUUGAAUCAUACAAAUACUAACACAAACACAAAUAGCGGCCAUCCAGAACCUGGAUCCUUCUUAAACAAUCCAACAUCAGGAAAGAAUUUAAUGGGAAGUGGUGACCAUCAGGAAACCAUAUCCAUUGACAAGAGACUUGAGCCCUCAUUCUACAGUAAAUGUCAGGCACUCCUAAACAACACAAACCUCUCGAACUGUUUUGGUAAUGCAAACGUUAUAGGAGAUGACAACAUGAAGAUGCAGUCAUUGGUUCAAAUGGAGGAAAUGCUAGACAAGAAUCUGGAGGAAGCACAAGAGCAUAGGCGAAGGUGUGAAAUUGAAGAACAAAAUGCUCUUAAAGCUUAUCGUAAAGCGCAGAGGGCUCUUCUUGAGGCGAAUGCUACGUGUGAUGUUCUUUAUCGGAAAAGGGAACUAUAUUCUGCCGACUUCCGUGCUUAUGUUAUUAACAAUCCCAGUUUGUUAUGUUCCUCAAGGCAGAACGAACAAGCUGGACUUGGGUUGGAUCACCCUAAUAACUUGUCUGAAAAUGUGAAUUUGAUACCCACGUCAAGCCAUCAGAUGCCGCCGGUCCAGAAUGACUGCAAUCUAGCGGUUAUUGAUUCCAACAUCCAAUGCGUUAACAGCGCUCAGAUCCCGAAUCCCUACCAGCAUUUGAGUGGAGAAAACAUUGGCUCAGAACCAGGCAGUGAACCUGACGCUAGUACAUCUGAGCCAGUGCCUCUUCUGGGCAAUACUGGCACAGAUGGAGUUUGCUCUCCAUCCAAUGAACCAAAUGGUUCAGCAAAUGAAGAUGAUGAUACAUUUUCAUUCGAAAAUGAAUCUGUUCAACCCAAUGGUGAAUGCCAUCUUGUAGACAAACAAAAGGAGACAGAUAAUGAAUCAAAUAGGAUAAUGUCUAUUGACCCCAACGAGGAAUCUUUACUUCUCGAAAAAGCUUUGAGGUCUACACUAUUUGCAAAGCUAGGAACAAAAAAUGUGUCGAAGAACAGUGUUGUAUGUAAUGGCACAGGGAUUGCAGUGGAACGAGAGGCUGAAAAUGAUGCGAGAAGUGAAGAACCACAAAAAGUAAACGGGAGUUCUCCCGUCUCAGAGGUGAAGAAAAAUCAACAAUCUGAUAUUGAAGGCGUUGAUGUGCAUGAAAAAAGUUUCACUGAGGCUCCUCUUGAGAUCCAGAGAAAGCAUUCCAUCGAACAUUUGUCUUUGAAUUCUCAUUCCAGUGGAUAUUUUGAGGACAGAUGUUCCUUUGGAGGUGACCACUCAUUGACUUCUAUGAUCUUUUCGCCUUCCUACAUCUUGAGUAGUGCUUUUGGGUAUAUGAAGGUUAUAGACCCAAACAAUGUGAUGGAACAUCAGGACAGAAGUCAACAGAGUGGAGCUCGUGAUACUAAUAUUGAAGAAGGUGCUUGUAUAAACUCUGGUAAAGUGCAGUUUAGCAGUACCAUGGUAGACACAACGAAAAAGGCUCUGGUGAAAUUAUGUGAUAGAGAAUAUGGCUCUUAUACCACUGGUCCUGCUGUUGAUCCCUUUUGGCCACUUUGCAUGUAUGAGCUACGAGGAAAAUGCAACAAUGAUGAGUGUCCUUGGCAGCAUGUUAAGGACUACUCUACCACCGAGAUGUCUCCACAUCAGCAUGAUAAUUCUGAAAUUGCUGGUUGUCAGGUUGGACAAACGUUUUGCAAAGAAAAGUGUGAUGGUUCAGCAAAAGUUCCCUGGCGUCACAAUUUUACGACUUUACCAACUUACCUUGUUGGCUUAAGUACUCUAAAAGCUGAUCUGCAUUCAUAUGAUUCUGUUCUAGCACGGAGAAAUGGUGAAUGCUGGAAGAAGUGUUUCAGCCUUUUCUUAGCAUUGUCAAAGUCGUUUCAAAAAGAUUUUUCUACAGAUGGGCCAGUCUCGCAUGGAAAUGACGGCCGCAUCGAGGUCCCUGUGAGUUGGAACAGACAGUCAUCAUAUUUCCAGAGUAGAAAUAGCGGAGUGAAUCAACCGGAUCAAGCUUUGGCUGACAAUGAGCAAUACCUGGAAAAGGCUCUUUUAAUUUUCAGUCAAGAGGUCAAUACACUUGAGGGUAUGAAAAAGGCUCUUCCUGUAUUGUCACGUGCUCUUGAGGCUGAUCCAACAUCCGUAGUUCUCUGGGUCUUGUAUCUGCUUAUUUACUAUAGCAAUAUGAAGUCAGUAGGGAAGGAUGACAUGUUCUCUUGUGCGGUCAACUACAAUGAUCAAUCUUAUGAACUUUGGAUUAUGUUCAUCAACAGUCGGGUGCGGCUAAGUGACCGAUUGGUUACCUACGAUCUUGCCUUCUCAGCACUGUGCCGCCAUGCUUCUUCUGCCAAAGAUAAAGUGCAUGCUAGUGCUUGUAUCUUAGACUUAGUUUUGCAAAUGGUGGAUUGUCUAUGCAUGUCUGGGAAUGUUGAGAGGGCCAUUCAGAAAAUUUGUGGACUCUUCUCUGCUGCCACAAAUAUUUAUGACCCCGAUUCUCCAUUGCUUACUGAUAUGCCCAAAUGCCUAACAAGUCAUGACAAAUGUAUUUUGGGGGUGUGUUGUGUUUACUUGGUUAUCUAUAGGAAACUUCCUGAUGCUGUAGUACUGCAGUUUGAAUGUCAGAAAGAACUGUUUGCAAUAGAAUGGCCUUCUAUUGAAUUAACAGAUAAUGAAAAGCAGAGGGCUGUCAAACUGAUGGAAGCAGUAGAAGAUUCUGUAUGUCAAUCGCUGGAUAAAAGUGAUUUUAAUCUCAGUUUGGCACAUUUUUUUGCUCUGAGUCACUUAAGGUGCAUGGCAGCUAUUGACAGCUUAGAAAGGUGUAGUAAUCUUCUGGGUAAAUAUCUUAAAAUGUUCCCGUCCUGCUUAGAGCUUGUUCUAAUAUCGGCAAGGGCCCAAAAACAUGCUCCUGGUGAUUCGCUUUUUGACGGGUUUGAGGAAGCCCUAAAUAAUUGGCCAAAAGAAGUCCCCGGAAUUCAAUGCAUCUGGAAUCAGUAUGUUGUAUAUGCCUUUCAGAAAGGACAAUUUGAUUUUGGUAAAGAACUUAUAGGCCGUUGGUUUCAUUCUUUUUGGCAAGUUCAUUGUAUUCGAAAUGGUACAUUAGAUGACAUGGAGUGUGAUAACUCAGAUGGCUCACUAGGAUUGGCUUCGGAUUCAGUUCUGCAGACACUUAAUACUGAUUCUAAGCAGAUGGACGUAAUGUUUGGAUAUCUUAAUCUCUCGCUGUAUAAGUUAAUCCAAAAUGAUCAGAUUGAAGCUCGCUUAGCCCUCGAGAGGGCAUUGAAGGCUGCUGUUCCAGAAUAUUCAAAGCAUUGCAUGAGGGAGCAUGCAUUAUUUAUGCUAAGUGAGGAAUCAGGAUUUAAGGAGAGUGGUUGUCCUAGUGGCAUGGAGAAGAUUUUGAAACGUUACAUAGGUGAUGCCGAAGUUUUCCCUUCAUCUGAGCCAUUAUCUAGGCAGUUUAUUGCUGACAUCAAGAAGCCAAGAGUACGACAGCUGGUUAGUAGCGCAUUCAGUCCAUUCUCAUCUGAUUUUGCUCUUGUAAAUUCAGUUCUUGAAGUGUUGUAUGGACCAUCUCUUUUACCGAAAAAGACUGGUGAGACAAAAUGUCUGGUGGAUUUUGUUGAAGCCAUCUUGGAUAUAACUCCAUCCAACUAUCAGUUAGCUAUUUCUGUCUGUAAGCUGUUAAUUACUGGCAACAAUGCGACUGAUAUUACUUCAGUCAGUGUUUUGUUCUGGGCUAGCUCAAACUUGGUCAGUGCAAUCUUUCGUGCUGUCCCAAUUCCGCCAGAGUAUGUAUGGGUAGAAGCUGCAGACAUAUUGGGCAAUAUGGUGAAUGUUGAGGUUAUUUCUGAGAGGUUUUAUAAGAGAGCUUUAUCUGUAUAUCCUUUCUCUGUCAAGUUGUGGAAAUCCUAUUACAUGCUUUCUAUGAUGACUACAGGAAAUAUGAACACUGUUGUGGAAACAGCAAAGGAAAAAGGAACUACAGAAGCUUGUACAUGAUAGGAGCGCAAUCAAAGAGAUUAAGGGUUCAGCAACUUCGCUACACUUUCUGAAAUUUGAUAGAGACAAAGGAAUCUCUGCACAUGAGGUGCAGUGUCUGUUUUGUGGUUAACUUACUUUGCUAGCUUUAUAUUUCAUGUUGUCUUCCUUCUUCUUAGUAACUUCUUCACACAAUCUGUUGAUUUAUUGUAGCUGCCGGAUUGUUGUACAUGAAUCACAGGAAUGAAAUGGGAACGUGUUUAGUUUUUGAA